UCCAUCCACUGAAGACUUCACAGGUUUAUAUUUAACCCGUUGCUGAGCGAAUGAGUUUGAUGUGUAUAUUUUAUUUGCAUAACCCUUAAAUUGAAAAUAUGAGGUGGAUCACUGUACCGCAAAAAUGGUUCUCAGCCGGUGGCUUUUCGCGGAAUCUGACCACUGGCUCUUGGCUCAUGAAUAAAUCUCCAGGAUUUAGGAAUCCCAACAAAUGUGGUCCGCUAACUGAUUUAUCGGAUUACUCAUACACAGAUGGAAGGAUUACACCUCUUGGAGCAAAUCAAACCAAGCGAAUGAUACAACAAAGAAACUUGGCACAGAAAAUCGUUGUUAUGUCAAGUGAAAUGGAUUUUGCUCUUCAGCGUUAUAAUCAUCUGAAAGAAAAUCAACUAAACAACAAACGGAACAUUGUGAGUCAAAAACUGAAACCUAAAGGACAUUUAUUGUUGAAAAAUUAAAUCAUAAAUCUUUAUGUGACAUAGCUUA
Uranotaenia lowii is the source of this 486-nucleotide messenger RNA. RefSeq names its product 39S ribosomal protein L52, mitochondrial (gene mRpL52). Gene Ontology annotation, molecular function: structural constituent of ribosome. Gene Ontology annotation, biological process: mitochondrial translation. The transcript is spliced from 3 exons. Gene Ontology annotation, cellular component: mitochondrial large ribosomal subunit. The record is from RefSeq and is a predicted model, not a curated record. The coding region runs from base 99 to 458 and encodes 119 amino acids. NCBI's taxonomy places the organism in Eukaryota, Metazoa, Arthropoda, Insecta, Diptera, Culicidae.